Frankliniella occidentalis (western flower thrips) is the source of this 1243-nucleotide messenger RNA. RefSeq lists its product as uncharacterized. Bases 240 to 734 code for a protein of 164 amino acids. Lineage: Eukaryota; Metazoa; Arthropoda; Insecta; Thysanoptera; Thripidae. The record is from RefSeq and is a predicted model, not a curated record. The transcript has 4 exons.
GGGAUUCUGCCCGACGACGUGUCGCCCACGUGCUGGCGGAGCGGGUCCCAGGUCCCACAACCGGCAGCGGCGGCGAUAAACAGUUGCUUUGUUGGACUUUUUUGCGUCGUCAUUCUGCGCGGGUUGUCUUCAGCUACUCGUCAGAGAGCACGGAGCCGGGAAGGGCGGCGACCGGGCGCGGGAUCUUCGACGCCCUGCUCGUGUCGCUGUGCGUGUGCCUGCUGCUGGUCCUCGGGGUGAUGCUGCAGCGCGGCGCGAGGCUGCCGCCCGCCCAGGACCCCGACAACACUCCGGACACGAAGCCCCCCGGCCCGGCCCCGGCGGGGCUCCCGGAUGUGCCCGGCGAGGACGUGCCCGUCGACGACGGCCCCCGGGAGCGCCUCAUGUCGCUGGGCUUCGCGCUGCUCUUCAUCAGCCUCGGCGUCUGCCUCUACACCAUGUACCGCCUGGGCUUCUGCUGCAACCGGAGGGAGUACAACCGGGGCAGGCUCAGGAACGACAUCCCCUCGGUCAACAGCCGGCUGCACCUCAUCUCGUCGACGGACCUGCCGCCCACGUAUGACGCCAUCAUGCUCUCGCCCAGCCGGCCGGGCGACCUGCAGCCGCCGCCCUACUUCACCAUCAUCACCUUCCAGGACGAUAAAGUGACGCCCCCCUCCCGCCCCGCCGGCGCGCACGCCGCGGCCUUCUCGGGGGCGGCAGGCGCAUCGAGCCGCCCCCAAGAGGCGGGAUGAGGACGGCCGGCGGGCCCCCCGGCGCCUACAUGUUCGAUCCACCUCUGCUCGACGCUACGCGAGACCGCGCAGCUUGUCUAGCACGCGCCCAGCUCCCGCGACGCGCCGCUCGGCCCCGACUCUAGGCCUCUAGAGUCCUGGCUUUGAAUCCCCGCGCAGUGCUCCCCUUUCCUCGGAGUGUCCAGCGUGAACGUGGCGCCAAUCUGUGAUGAACACAGUUGGCUCAUAUUUUUUUUUUCUAGGCAGAUUAGACCAAUAAGACAAGUGUAAAGAACUAACUGAACCACGAAACACGGGUGGAAUCAAGGAGAACUGCUACAGGUUGUUGUUGCCUCAUUCUUGUGGACAGUAUUACAGCCUGAUUUGAAUUUGAGAGAAAUGAGAAGAUUUGCAGUGAAAGUGAUGAAUCUAUCCUAUACUUGAUUGUUAAUGAGACUCAAGGAAUUACAGUGUCAAGAAAAUUCUUUUUUACUUCAUUAUUAAAUUGUUACAUUUAUCAGUUCUUUAGA